UAUACGUAGUUCAUCAAAGAUAAAUUUUCUUUACUCUAAGAAAAAUCAACCGAGCCCUAAAAUAAAGUGCUGAGAAAAAAAAUUCCCUUUUCGGCUUUGGCGGGCAAUUGGUAAAGCCCUUUGAACUCUGCGACACUCUCAUCCCCACUUCAGGAGAAUUGACAUUGGUCGGCUUUCUGAUCAAUUCGUUUUUGAAGUAUCUCUUUUCAUUUCAUAAUCAGAAAAAAAGAAUGCUGCUAUGAAUUCAUGGCCUGUUAUCAGUCUUUGAAUCUUCAAGCUCAUUCCUUAUGGAGGAAUCUUCAUUGCUUUCGAAGAAACUUCUCAAGGACCCUGAGGGUUCGAAAUAACUUAUCAAGUUUUAAGAAAUUCUAUGUGGUUCGCCCUUCGCCCUUUCAAACCAUCAAGGGGUACUGUAGUUUAUCUACUUUACCUGUUGCUAUUCAUGCAGCUCCCCAUGCCAAUGCUGUGAUUCCUACAAAAAGGGAACAAAUAUUGGACCAAGAGGCAGCUCUUGGUAGAGCAAACCUUCAAGAAACAGCAGCGAAUGCUAAUUUCUCUAAUGGUAGAGUAAUGCUUAUUGAUGGCACAUCAGUCAUUUACAGGGCUUACUACAAACUUCUAGCAAAACUGCACCAUGGGUAUCUAUCACAUGCUGAUGGCAAUGGAGAUUGGGUUUUAACUAUAUUUACUGCUUUAUCACUUAUAAUUGAUGUUCUGGAAUUUGUUCCUUCACAUGUAGCGGUGGUGUUUGACCAUGAUGGAAUUCCAUUUGGUCAUACUUCUAUUUCUUCAAAAGAUAAUGUCAUGGCAAAAGGUUUAAACUUUCGUCAUACUCUGUACCCUUCAUACAAGAGCAACCGCCCUCCUACACCUGAUACCAUAGUGCAGGGACUUCAAUAUUUGAAGGCAUCCGUCAAAGCUAUGUCCAUUAAAGUGAUCGAGGUACCUGGGGUAGAAGCUGAUGAUGUGAUUGGAACACUGGCUGCAAGGAGUGUUGAUGCUGGGUUUAAGGUAAUUAUCUUAAGUUUCUUUGGGAAAACAGCAAUGCUGCGAUGUGAUCUUCCAUUCUACAUGGUACCAUUUGCCACCGGAGAUCUCACAUUUAAGAAACCAGAGGACAAUGGUGAGAAAUUCACAAGCCUUUUGAAUGCCAUCAGUGCAUAUGCAGAAGGCUUCUCAGCUGAUCCAAUAAUUAGAAGAGCAUUCUAUUUGUGGAAGAAGCUUGAAGCACAUUGAUUUGCAUUUGAGAUUCAAGCACUGUAGGCUAUUCAGUUCCUCUGAUUUCCAGACUAGAGAUUGUCAACAAAUAUGGGAUUGAGUAAAAGUGUGAAAAGGUGAAUUUAGGUGGAGAGGGAUGAAGAUAUGAAUGAUGACAUUUUGCUACCACUGUUUAGAUGGCUGUGAAAUAUAUAUAGAAUCUAAAUUUUGUGAUCGAAGCCUCUUAGUAAUUUGACAGGUUAGUACAAAUGAAGAUGUAGUCCACUUGGGUUCCUUCUCGUCAGAUAGCGGUUAAAAAAAAGGCUGUAUGACGUGACCAAUUCUUGUGAGGAAACAGUAGUUGUGAUUCGAGAUUGAUAUUUUUGAUAGGAAGCUGCCAUUACUUUGUACCAAGCGAAUAUUGCAACUCUAUUUUCACUCUUUCUAACGGUCACAUUGGGUGCCUUUUACUUGCACAAUGGUGACCAAGCAAUGCACGACUCUCCCUGUGCGCCAAAUAGAUUUUAAGGCAUUGCUCCUUUGCAAAUUUAGACGAGUAAAUUAUCACAUGCUUGACUUUUGUUAUAAUAAUAAUAUGAACUCAUUUCACAUUGGGGCCGCAAAAUACGAGUGAGGUGACAAAAUGCCGUUGGACUAUAGUGUGAUUAUAAUAUAUCUUUAAAGUUAAAGGUAAAAUUAUAUAAAACAUUGUAAGGCUUAUG
Molecule: messenger RNA, 1919 nt
Organism: Durio zibethinus
Lineage: Eukaryota; Viridiplantae; Streptophyta; Magnoliopsida; Malvales; Malvaceae
Source: RefSeq, a predicted model, not a curated record